Hydatigera taeniaeformis is the source of this 282-nucleotide messenger RNA. The record is from the annotation of a GenBank genome assembly. NCBI's taxonomy places the organism in Eukaryota, Metazoa, Platyhelminthes, Cestoda, Cyclophyllidea, Taeniidae.
AUGCAGAGCUACGGUUCGGAUAACAAAGCUGUCAUUAAGAAUGCAGACAUGAGUGAGGAGAUGCAACAACGAGCUGUUGACUGUGCUCAAGAGGCGAUGUCGAGGUACAACAUUGAGAAGGACAUCGCUGCGUACAUUAAAAAGGAGUUUGACAAGAUGUACAAUCCAACAUGGCAUUGCAUUGUUGGACGCAAUUUUGGCAGCUACGUGACUCACGAGACCAAACACUUCAUCUACUACUACAUGGGUCAGGUGGCCAUUUUGCUCUUCAAGUCGGGAUAG